AUGCCGGACGCCGAGCGGGGAGUGCCUGGACGGGGACUUGGAGUGGACGAAAGCGGGGAUCAACACUCGCAGUCCGUCCUCCUGGUCCUCCUCUUCUCCUCUUCCCCUACAAAUACGCCCAGCGAUGGUCUCACUCCCCACACAUCCUCCGCCAUGGACCACCGCUCGUCCUUCGAACGCCUCGUCCCCGACGUCCUCGGCUGCAUUGCCUUCCAUGCAUUCGACCCGCGCCGGCCACACGACCUGCUCUCGCUCUUCCUCACCUCGCGCACCGUCAAAGCAGCGCUCGACCCGCUCAAGACCAGCAUUCUCGCAGACUGCUUCCGUGUAGCCUUCGACACAGAAGCCCCCGCACGCCGUCUCGGCGACUUCCACCUGACCGACGACGCCCUCGCUGACCAGCUCCGCCUGCGCUACCUCACCCUCCGCCGCGUCAGAGCCGCCCGUCCAUCCACUCCCCUCCCAGUCCGCCAACGCUUCUCUGCGCUCUAUCGCUCUAGCCCCGCUCUCCUGAAGCGCGACCUCUGGGUGCUCUAUCUGGCCGUUCUCGAGGACGACUACAAAAACGCUGAGCUGCUCGUCAACUGGGCCGGCCUCCAACACUGGCUCUGGCUACUCGUUUCCCUCAGGUACGGUGCUCAGGGCAGGCCCUGGUAUGCUCUCACCCAGGAAGACGUGGAGAUCACCAGUCUCAUCCUCUGGCUCAUCUGGAUGACCACCACUCCAGACGACAUCCAGCGCGAGACCCCGAUCCAGCGUCAGACCGUCCGCAAUCUCCUCCAUGCCUUUGUUCUCCGAGGUUUCCAGUACCCAUCCAGCUACUUCCCCUCCUCCUUCAAAUCCCUCCCCCUCUGCCACUUCCCAGACCUCCCCCCCGAAGCCCUCCAACUCCCCUUCGACCUCGUCCCUCCCACAACCACAAUCAACCACUUCUCUCUCCCCAUCCGUAUCUCUUACCCCCCUCUCGUCCCGCCCGCUAUGAUGCUCGCCUCUGCGCGCGCUUUCGUCGGGCUUAAACAGAUGCCAUAUAAUCAAUACGCGCAGGCUAUUAACCCGAAUGACCCCGUCUCUGUUUUUCGCGCGGCGGCGCAUCAUCAUUGGAUCCAUAACACGAAUAAAAUCUCGUUCCCUUGUACUUCUGCCUCUGCCUCCACCUCCGACGCACGCGAAGAAGAGAAUGAGGACGAAGAAGAAGACAGGCCGACCCGUAGCGAGCGGAACGACGAGGAUUGGCAUCGACUCGUCAGUUGUACCGAUCCUUUCGCGCUCGAAGAUGAACCUAUCCUUCGUGGACGGGUCAUCUCACCUGGGAGCUUGAGUGGUUCAUGGCACGGCGUCAUCUCUCACCCCGACAUCGCCCGCUUCUUCCCCAUCCUGCUCUCCCCUUCUAUCCCCAUCCACGGCCACGUCAACCCCCCGACCGGCGACCUCGACUGCACCCUCACUCAACAUCCGUUUUAUUGUGAGCUGCGGGAGUAUCAUUCGUUUGAGGGUAGCGUGCCGUUGAGGACGGGGGAGUCUUGGCAUGAGGGGGAGGGGGAGCGUGAGGAUGGGGAGAUGGAGAUGGAGAUGCAUGGGGAGGGGAUGAUGAAUGCUUGGUUUCCGGAGGGCGUUAAGAUGCGGAGUGUCGAGAACGCCCUAAUAUUCGAAGACCCCACAACCUCCUCCACACACCGCUACGAAGAAUACAUCCCUUCCAUCGGGGGGUAUAAUUCAUCUACCGUGCGUUCGGCGCUGCCGCGGAAAGGCUUCCCGGAGCGUGAUUACAACACUAACGGUGAUGAUGCUAACACGAACACGAACACGAACACGAACACAAACGAUGAUGGGGAGGAUGGGGAGGACGGGAAGGGAGAGGGAGGAGGGCACGCGUGUGUGUUUAGGUGGAGGAAGGAGUCGCCUUUUGCAGGGGGGGUGUGGGCGGGGGCGGGGGGUGGGGAUGGGGAACAUGAUGGUGAAGAGAGCGAGGUGGAUCCUCAGCCAUUGACAGGACAGCCUGACUUCCAUUCCCAUGGUCCGAAGGCUGGAUCUGGGACCUCGAAUCCUCGCGAAGAUGACGAGGAAGGGGAGGAGGAAGAGGAUGAAGGGAUGGAAACAUAUUCAGAUGCGGAUGCGGAGGGGGAAGCACAGGGAGAGGUGGUGAUGGAGGAUCAUGUGGAUUAUGCGACGUCGGGCGUGCAGGAUAUUAUUCUUGCUGGCGAGUCUUCAUACAUCGCUCGCACUCUGUUUAUACAUCCCUCCACUCCCUCCGCUCCCCUCGCUUGCUCACAUCUUGUCGUGUUCCUUGUGGCCUUGCAGACAGGCCCGCUCGGGGACGCAUUUGGCCAUUUUGGGUUUAUAGCGCGCGUGAGAUCGUGGGAUGGGAUGGUGUUGAUGUUGAGGUAUCCGUCCGACCCCACCCACCACCCCGGCCCCCGCUGGCUCUUCCAAGGCUACAUACACGCCGGCGGGAACUUCGUGGGACGGUGGAGGGAUACGCAGGGCGGGGAGGCGGUGCAGGGGUUGGAGGGAGGGUUUUUGUUGGUUAAGAGGGAGGGGGAGGGGGAGGGGGGUGUGUGA
Stereum hirsutum FP-91666 SS1 is the source of this 2559-nucleotide messenger RNA. RefSeq lists its product as uncharacterized. The coding region runs from base 1 to 2559 and encodes 852 amino acids. The record is from RefSeq and is a predicted model, not a curated record. The transcript is spliced from 7 exons. Lineage: Eukaryota; Fungi; Basidiomycota; Agaricomycetes; Russulales; Stereaceae.